AUGCUGCAAAAAAAUCAUAGUCCAGAAAGUCCUAAAGUAGCCCCAUUCUCAUCUUUGGUCAAACCUCUGAAUGGUGGUAAAACUUCAUUCACCUGUCAAAGUCUUCUAGGAUCCCCGCCAUUCCGUGUAGUCUGGCUUAAAGAUACGAAAGAGCUCUCCAGUUCUCAGUCAAGCAAAAUUCGUACAAUCGAAGAUUCAUCGAUGCUCAUCCUUGAUCGAAUUACUACUAGUCCACCAUUCUGGAUUACUAAACCUCGAGACAUCAAAGCCAAGAUAGGGCAAACCGUAGAACUGGAUUGUAUUGCUUCAGGUUUUCCUAAGCCAGAAAUAGUUUGGAAGAAAUUCACAGAUGACAUGUGGACUAAUAUCAAUUAUCUUCAAAAUGCCCAAAUUUCGAAUGGUCACUUGAUUAUCAAUUCAAUUGACCGUCUUCAUGCUGGAAGUUAUGGAUGUUCUGCUUCAAACAAAAUCGAACCUAAUCUUUGGACUGAAUUUGUCUUUAGCGUUGAAGGUCCUAGAGUAGCUCCAAUCUCACCACUGGUAAAACCUGUGAUCGGAGGGAAAACAUCACUUGCUUGUCAAAAUAUCGAAGGUACACCACCUAUUCAGCUCAAUUGGUUUAAAGAUGGGAAAGAGCUUUCCAAUUCUCAAUCAAUCAAAAUUCAUACUAUUGAAGGCUCAUCAAUGCUCAUCCUUGAUCCAAUUUCUACCAGUCACUCUGGAAAUUAUACUUGUAAAGUUUCCAACAACUUCGGAUCCGACUCUUACUCUACAGAACUAUUGAUUGAAGGUCCACCAUUCUGGAUUACUAAACCUCGAGACAUCAAAGCCAAGAUAGGUCAAACCAUAGAGUUGGAUUGCAUUGCUUCAGGUUUUCCUAAACCAGAAAUAGUUUGGAAAAAAUUCACAGAUGACAUGUGGACUAAUAUAAAUUAUCUUCAAAAUGUCCAAAUCUCGAAUGAUCACUUGAUUAUCAAUUCAAUUGACCGUCUUCAUGCUGGAAGUUACGGAUGUUCUGCUUCAAACAAAAUCGAACCUAAUCUUUGGACUGAAUUUGUUAUUAGCGUUGAAGGUAAACUUUUUUUAUGA
Molecule: messenger RNA, 1089 nt
Organism: Tetranychus urticae (two-spotted spider mite)
Lineage: Eukaryota; Metazoa; Arthropoda; Arachnida; Trombidiformes; Tetranychidae
Source: RefSeq, a predicted model, not a curated record